AGCUACACUGUCGACGGUGUAAGCCAGAGUCACUUAUAUUUUAUAUAAAUAUUGUAUUUAGAACUAGAAAUCUAGGACUACAAUGUCUUUUCCUCUGGAUUUAAUUACGGCAGCUUAUGCUGCUACUAUAGCUGCUGGUGGCAUAGUUGGAUAUGUAAAGGCUGGUAGUGUUCCCUCUUUAGCCAUGGGUGUUGCUUGCGGUACACUGAUGAUGUUUGGAGCAUUUCAGAUGGGCCAAGAACCCAAAAAUGUCACAUUAUCCUUAGUGACUUCUGCUGUUCUAACUGGUGUCAUGGGAUACCGUUUUUCUAACAGUGGUAAAUUCAUGCCAGCUGGUUUAGUUGGUGCAUUGAGUUUAUUGAUGGUUCUGAGGCUCACCUAUAAAGUUAUGACAAACUAACUCCUCAAGUGUGAAAAUCCUAAAAGUUAUACUUUUGCAAAUUUGUUUAAUGUUUUUAUCAUUAAAUGUAUGUUGAACUGUUUUCUGGUCUAUUGAAUAGCUACAGAGUUUUGAAUGGCUUAGAUGUAUGUUAUUGAAAUGAAUUUUUUAACUUUUUGUGAGAAGUGAGAUCCAAAUGUAUGGAAAACUGGUAAUCGCUUCUCAAUUCAAAAAAUAAAUAAACAGAGAUCAUUUUAAUUUUUCA
This is a messenger RNA of Physella acuta, 644 nucleotides long. RefSeq names its product transmembrane protein 14C-like. The record is from RefSeq and is a predicted model, not a curated record. NCBI's taxonomy places the organism in Eukaryota, Metazoa, Mollusca, Gastropoda, Physidae. Gene Ontology annotation, biological process: regulation of heme biosynthetic process. Gene Ontology annotation, cellular component: mitochondrial membrane.